Racocetra persica is the source of this 336-nucleotide messenger RNA. NCBI's taxonomy places the organism in Eukaryota, Fungi, Glomeromycota, Glomeromycetes, Diversisporales, Gigasporaceae. The record is from the annotation of a GenBank genome assembly.
CUUUAAAAUUUGAAAAUACUCCUAAAGUUAGAUCUUUUCUUCGAGAAAUUUCUAAAGAUUUACCCUAUUUUGACGUGUCAUCUAAAAUGAAAGAAAUACUUCCCUCGACUGCACAGGGAUUUCUUCUCUUAUACGUAAAUAUAGAUCAAGCUGAAGAAUUACUCGCUCGCUCAGAGAGAAAUAGUAAGAUAGUUGCUAAAGUUAAAAAAUUACUCCCCAGUGGUACUUCUAUUAAUGUUAUAAAGAGAAGAAUUGCUAUAGCUCAAAAGAUUUAUGAUAUCUUCAGCACAAUUGGUGAGGAUAAGAUCCAACGAAUCAGAAAUUUCAGCGCAUCAA